Molecule: messenger RNA, 1994 nt
Organism: Candoia aspera
Lineage: Eukaryota; Metazoa; Chordata; Lepidosauria; Squamata; Candoiidae
Gene: RNF212B
Product: ring finger protein 212B
Exons: 15
Coding region: 31-1032 (333 amino acids)
Biological process (GO): homologous chromosome pairing at meiosis; reciprocal meiotic recombination; protein sumoylation
Cellular component (GO): synaptonemal complex
Molecular function (GO): SUMO transferase activity
Source: RefSeq, a predicted model, not a curated record
CAACACUUACAGUUCUUUCUAGAAAACAGUAUGACAUAUCCUUUUUCACAACAGAAGCUGAGAAAACCCUGCCUUGCCUAUCCAUCUUGUAUCAUGGAUUGGUUUCACUGCAAUCAAUGCUUCAGCCAAGAAAAAUCUGACUUUAGCGUCACUAGCUGCGGACACAUAUUUUGCCAAAAAUGUGCUGGUACAGAUAAAUGCCCUUCUUGUGGAACAAGCUGCAAAUAUUUGUCUCUAAAAGAUAAUAUGAAACAAGAAGAAAAGAAGUUUUUCAAAAACCCUGUUGAAACAGCACUCAACUAUAUUGCUCAUAUCUCUCAGGUGUGGACAUUCCAGAAGAGCCAGAUGGAGCUGCUGGUCUCUUUCUACAAAAAUAAUGCUUCAAAAGCUGAAGGAGCACUCAAGCAAGCUCUGCACAAACUAACUAUCCAGGAAAAAGAACUAGAGGCAAUUCAGAAGGAGAAUAGGGAGCUGAAGAAGAAGUACUUCAGCUUGAAGGCUUUUCCAAGACACCACCAAGGUAGCAGAAACAGCACCCCAAGGCCGGUUGCCAUCACUCCCCCAUCACAGACAGUUACACCACAACCAAUUUUCCAGCGUUCCAGUGAGGUGGUCAGGCGCUCGUCUUCUAUGGAUUCCAUCUCUUCCAGAGUCAGCCAUCUACCCAGCUGGCAGCAUGCCACAAGAGCCACCAGAAUGACCCCAGCUGUCUCUACAAAUGCCACUCCUUCUCCAGCCUCCACUCAGAGUUUAUUCUACGGGGCCUCUCCUUCCUCUUCCCACACCCCCAGCUUCAAUGUCUUCAGUCUGCAAACCCCUAUGGCAAGACUAAGCCAGAGUGCUAAUAACACUGGGCAGCCACAGGAAACUCCAUACUUCAAUCUCAGCAUCUUUCCUGACCCGACAGGAGGUCCUGCGCCAGACCACCGCAACACUGAAAGGCUGCGCCCCAUACAGCUGGGAUUCACUCCUAACUCUACACCAUCCUUUCCCCACAGGUAUUCAUCCAUCAGCCAAGUCCACCAGCAAUAAUGGGGAUGACCAAAGCACCUCUUCUCUUAACCAUUGACAUAACGGGCAAGAUAGACUCUCUGCCCAGAUUUUUUAUACUAUAAAUUCUUUGAAUAUUUGAGCCUGGUUAAAAAGCAACCCAUUAGUAAUUGAUUUGUGCCAUUAGGGGACAUUGUUUUGAUUAAGAUUCUGUUUUAAUGGUUUUUGUUACUUGAGGUAAGCCACUCAGAGUUGUUUGAAGCUGACUGGUUGGUAUACAAACCAUAGUAAAUAAAUAUAUAAAUAAAAUUCUUAAUUAUACAGCACAAAAUCUGUUUAUGUUAUUUAGCACAUGUGACAUAAUUUUAAAAUAAAUCCCUAUAAAGUCUUUGUUUGAGGAAAAUGGCUAAAACUAGCUGGUGAACUUGGCUGUAGCCUUAUUGAUAUACAGUGUUUUAACUUUCAGUUAUUACACUUUAAGUAACCUGUGGGUUCUAGCUCCAAUCUUUAGAUUUAUUUGCUAAGAAGAAAAUGUUAUCACAUUUUAUGUUCUCUAAGCUAAAAAGCUUUGUGUAACUCCAAGAUGAAAUAUUCAAACAAUUUGAUCCAGGUUGCACGUAAUAUAGGAUUAUUUUAUUUGCAACCAAGACUGCUUCCCAGACUGAAACGUAACCGGUAAACCUUAAAAAAGACUAUUCUUACAAAGAGGAAAAAAGACAGAUAUAAUUUAGUGAACAUAAUUAUCUAUUAAUUCAUGGCCAUUUAUUGAGUAAUCAAUACACAAAUCAGAUUGUUCUGCUUAGUUCCAUUUUGGACAAGUUACAGACUCUGAACUUUUCGCUAAGUGCAGUAUAGUCCAUGUACCACCUUCUCUUUAUCUAAGGUUGAUUAGCUUAUUUCAGUACUUUUAGAUUUUCUUGCCUGGAGAGGCAGAUGCUAUUUUUGUAGAGAUUCUAUUAAAAAAAAUGAAAAUGAGAUGGAAUAAAUAGAGUUUUUAAAAUACA